AUGUCCAGCAUACCUGUACCGCAGACGGUCAAGCGCCAGCGCACUACUGCCACUAUGCCUGGUGGAGCUGGCCCGAGCAAGCUGCCUCGCACACCCGCUACAGGUCGCACCAUGCCAGCUACACGAUCCGUCAGCGCAGCAGAUGCUGGUCGAUUCGUCCCUUCCCGUCGCACUGCAACCACGACGACCACCGCCGCCUCGAUCGGGCUCACAUUGCCUCGCGCUCCCAUGACCAACACUACCAACCGACCCGGGGCGGCUGCCACAACGCGCUCGGUCAGCGCAGCAUCCAAAGUCGCUCCCACUGCUGCGGUCAGGAGAGGCGUCACAAGCGUCACUCGUCUUCGUCCCGGAACCAACGCCGCCAACGCUGCCGCCGCUGCCACUGCUCGGACUAGCAACGGCAGUGCCAACUCGGGCGACGUCGAUCCAUCGCGCAUGGAUGCUAUGGAAUCAAGACUCGCGUCCAUGGCCGAGCUGUUCGAGUUAGAGCGCCAAAAGACCGAGGAAAAGUGGUCCAAGGAGCGCACCGAUCGUCUGGCCCAAGAAGACAAAGUGCGCCAGCUCGAAGAGGACCUCAUCGAGCAGCGCAAAAUCGCACAGUCCAAGCAGGAUGAGAUCAAGCGACGACGCACCAUCGCCGACGACGAGCUGCUGCAGCUCACCGCUAAGUUCAAUCGCGAAAAGCGGCUACUCGAGUCUGAGCUCGAACAGGAGCGCGAGACGGUAGUGGCGCUCAAGGCGACGUUGAACCAGCAGAGCACGAGUCACCUGACCAUGGAGAGCACCAACACGGCGCUACGCUCGCAAGUCCAGCUGCUGCAAGACGAGAUUCAGUCCCUCCGGGCCAAGCUCGCGAGCAUGGAUGAGAACGUGGCUCAGACGAAGGAGGCGAAUCUGCAUCUGGAGAACGAGCUGCGCGAAGCAGAGUCGCUGCGCCGCAAACUGCAUAACGAGGUGCAGGAGCUGCGUGGAAACAUUCGUGUCUUCUGUCGUGUCCGCCCGCCGUCGAACAAUGAUGCUGCUAACGGGACCGAGGCGUUGGCUACGAUCCGCUUCCCAAACGAGCGCGAAGCGGCACAGAUCGAACUCCUUGCCGCAGGAGAGUCCGCAACAGGAACCGUCACGAUGCGAAACCACCUGUUCACGUUCGACCGUGUCUUCCAGCCCACCGCGUCGCAAGCCGACGUGUUCGAGGAGAUCGCACACCUCACGCAAUCCGUGCUCGACGGAUACAACACGUCCAUCUUUGCGUACGGUCAGACGGGUUCCGGUAAGACGCACACGCUUGAAGGCGCCCCGGACUCGAUCACCAACUUUGGUAGCGAUCCAGCUACCGAUGCUGGUGCAGGUCUCAUCCCGCGUGCAGUGCAGAUGCUGUGGUCAACUGCGGAAUCGCUUAAGGACAAAGGAUGGAAGUACAACUUUGAAGGCAGCAUGCUCGAGAUCUACUUGGACACCAUCAACGACCUGCUGGGCAAGACCGAGGUGGACAAAGCCAAGCACGAGAUCAAGCACGACAAGGGUCGCACCACGGUCUCGGACACUGUCGUUGUCCCGCUCGACUCGCCUGCCCAAGUAUUUGCUUUGCUCGAGAAAGCGAAACGACGACGACAGGUAGCGGCUACACUGAUGAACGAGCGCUCUUCGCGUUCGCAUUCGGUCUUCAUGCUGCGCGUCCGCGGACAGAACGCGACGACCAUGGAGGCGUGCGAUGCGGUGCUCUCGCUCGUCGAUCUCGCCGGUUCGGAGCGUCUCGCCAACAGCGGCAGCGACAAGGAUCCCAUUCGACUCAAAGAAGCGCAGAGCAUCAACAAAUCGCUCUCUUCGCUCGCAGAUGUCAUCUCGGCCCUGGGCCAGAACAAGACGGGCACCAACCACGUGCCUUACAGAAACUCGACGCUGACGUGGCUGCUCAAGAACAGUUUGGGCGGCAACUCCAAGACGCUCAUGCUGCUCGCGCUCAGCCCCAUGGCCGCGCAUCUCAACGAGAGCCUGUGCUCGUUGCGCUUCGCGACCAAGGUCAACUCGACGACGAUCGGCACGGCCAAGGCGGUCAAGUCGAUCGGCGCCUAG
Molecule: messenger RNA, 2076 nt
Organism: Kalmanozyma brasiliensis GHG001
Lineage: Eukaryota; Fungi; Basidiomycota; Ustilaginomycetes; Ustilaginales
Product: Kinesin, motor domain protein
Exons: 1
Coding region: 1-2076 (691 amino acids)
Biological process (GO): microtubule-based movement
Molecular function (GO): microtubule binding; ATP binding; microtubule motor activity
Source: RefSeq, a predicted model, not a curated record